Achroia grisella is the source of this 1175-nucleotide messenger RNA. Its product is annotated as putative phosphatidate phosphatase. Lineage: Eukaryota; Metazoa; Arthropoda; Insecta; Lepidoptera; Pyralidae. The transcript is spliced from 6 exons. The record is from RefSeq and is a predicted model, not a curated record. Gene Ontology annotation, biological process: signal transduction; phospholipid dephosphorylation; phospholipid metabolic process. The coding region runs from base 174 to 1034 and encodes 286 amino acids. Gene Ontology annotation, molecular function: phosphatidate phosphatase activity.
AAUUAGCAGUGAAACUGACAUUUUUUUUUCUCAAAUACCUACAAUUUCGAUGUGCUUCUAGCUAAUCUACCAAUUGAUUACAAACUUUAUCAGUGGUCGUUUAUUUAUCAUUGUUAAGUCCGUGGUUAUGCCGGUGUAGUUUUCGCGGUAUGAAAUCAUAAUUUCAAGCGAGCAUGAUGGCGUUAGACAGACUGAUAUGGAAUAUUGUGAUCGAUUUCCUUACCUUAGGAUGUGUUGCCUUACCACUGUUGCUGUUGACUGUGUUGGGAGAACCGCACGAGCGAGGGUACUUCCAGAACGAUGAGUCCAUCCGUCUACCGCUAAAACCUGAAACGGUGUCUGAAGGGGCACUGGCCGGCGGUGGUUUCGCUAUUGUCAUUGUUUCCAUAAUAGGAAUUGAAAUGUUCCGAGAUAGACGGGGAAAAGGAAUUGGGGAGAAGUAUAUGUCAGGCGCACUGGUGCCGGGCUGGGUAUGGGAAAGCUAUAGAGCCAUUGGAGUGUACACAUUCGGGGCUGCCUGCCAGCAACUAUCUGCGAACAUGGCCAAAUAUAUACUGGGGAGAUUGAGACCACAUUUUUAUGAUGUAUGCCGACCCUUGGCAAAUUCGACCUCACCUCUGAACGAAUUAGGGUACAUUAUCGACUACACAUGCCAGACUAAUGACAGUCGCCUCAUCAAGAACGCUCGACUGUCCUUCCCUAGCGCGCACUCUAGUUAUGCCAUUUACUCUGCUUUAUACCUUAUAUUCUACAUUCAAACAAAAGCGAAAUGGCGCGGGUCGAAGCUGCUCCGACAUGGCAUACAGUUCGCUGCGCUUAUGGGUGCUUGGUAUGUCGGCAUCUCGCGGGUGGUGGACCACUACCAUCACUGGAGCGAUGUGGCUGCGGGAUUCGUAAAUGGCACCGUAUUUGCUGUCCUUACGUUCGUAUACAUUUUGAGGCCGAAGAAAUAUGGACUUCCAUCGUCCUGGCAAGGGAGACCACAAGAAGGAAAUGUGCAAAACGAACUGUCCCAACCUGCUUUGGCCCGAUGACAAAACAGCGUGUUAUAAUGACUUUGGGAGUCUAGGAAUCCUUACAUAAAACCAUAUUCACUGUUCACCAUUCUUCACUUAUAUUAUGUAUUGGAAAGUAUGUCUGUUAAAUCAAAUUUGACGACCUCGGUGGUCUAGCGC